Molecule: messenger RNA, 1581 nt
Organism: Lytechinus pictus (painted urchin)
Lineage: Eukaryota; Metazoa; Echinodermata; Echinoidea; Temnopleuroida; Toxopneustidae
Exons: 1
Coding region: 1-1581 (526 amino acids)
Molecular function (GO): catalytic activity
Source: RefSeq, a predicted model, not a curated record
AUGGUUCUGACAGAGACAUGGUUGACUGGCAAUGAGAGGGAUAGUCAUUCUCUUGCUAUUCUCAAGGAGACAUUGCCCCAUCUUGAUUUUCAUCAUAUUCCUCGUUACAGUGGGAGAGGUGGUGGAGUUGGUGUUCUCCUACACAAAGGAUAUCAUGUAUCUAGGAAUCCUCUUGAGUACUUUAAGUCCUUUGAAUACCUUGAUUUGAAUGUUUCAUCGUCAAAAUUUUGUUCUUUUCGGCUUAUUGCGCUGUACCGACCACCUGCUUCUAAAAAGAACAAGACUCCUCUGGGCACAUUCUUCAAGGAGUUCUCGUCUUUACUUGAGAUACUUCUCUCAUCACCUCAGAGACUUAUCAUUGCAGGAGACUUUAACAUCCACAUUGAGAAGUCGAACAGAGCAGAAGUGUUAAAUUUCUUGGAUAUCCUCCGAAUGUCUAAGUUAAGGAAUCACAUCACAUGCUCGACUCACAUGGCAGGUCAUACCUUAGACCUUGUCAUUUCAAGAGAUGAUGAUUCUUUGGUGUCCUCGGUUAAAUCGACGCAGAGCUUACCAUCAGACCAUUCUGCCAUUAUAUGCCGUCUGAAUACGCUUAAGCCUAACCCAGUCAAGAGACACAUCACAGCAAGGAAUCUGAAAGACAUCGAAAUGGACAAGUUCUGUCUUGACAUCACUUCCUCCAAUUUGUACAGUGAUGGUACACCGGUUUCUAACCCGGAACAGCUGAUGGAACUAUACGAUAAAGAGCUUCGGAGAAUCCUUGAUGACCAUGCACCAACAAAGGAAAAUGAUGUUAUAUUGAGACCCCAUGCACCUUGGUAUACAAAGAGCCUCCGCCGGGCGAAGCAGGAACGACGAAGGAAGGAGCGUCGUGCUGAUAAAACGAAACUGACUGUUGACAAGGAGAGCUACCUGGAUAGUUGUAAGUCAUACAACGAGCAACUUCUGCAAGCAAAGUCCAGUUAUUUCCUUGAAAAGGUGCGUGCUUCUGACAGUCGUGCUCUUUUUCGUCUGACUAACAGCCUUUCUAUACCAACACAGCUGAUGGUUCUUCCUGAACAUGACUCUGACCUACAACUCGCAACGUCAUUUGGUGACUUCUUUGAAACGAAAAUCAAGAAGUUGCGCGAUGAGUUGAACUGUUGUCCCAACCAAGACAUGUCUGUACAAGUUCCUGACACGUGUGAUGCCUCUUUAGCAGAAUUCGAUGAUGUCACAGAAGAUGAAGUGCUGAAGACAAUCAAAGCAGCCUGCAAUUCUACCUGCAAUCUGGACCCAAUUCCAACAUCUUUGCUAAAGAAAUGCACGCCAACAUUGCUUCCUAUCCUCACUGAUGUCGUCAACAGUAGUCUUCAAGCAGGCGUGGUACCAGAAACAAUGAAGCAGGCAAUUGUGUCACCAAGGAUCAAGAAGGACAACCUUCCUCGAAAUGAACUCAAGAGCUACCGACCCAUAUCGAACUUGAGUUUUGCGGCAAAACUGGUUGAGAGAACAGUUGCUUGUCAGGUCAAUGAUUAUUUGGCAACUAAUAAUCUUUUGCCAGAUGUCCAGUCGGCAUAUAGGGCCCAUCAUUCGGUUUAA